Babesia bigemina is the source of this 4635-nucleotide messenger RNA. RefSeq lists its product as hypothetical. The transcript has a single exon. NCBI's taxonomy places the organism in Eukaryota, Apicomplexa, Aconoidasida, Piroplasmida, Babesiidae. The record is from RefSeq and is a predicted model, not a curated record. The coding region runs from base 1 to 4635 and encodes 1544 amino acids.
AUGGCUUUUUUGAGUGUUGUGCUUGAGGCGGUGAAAAAUGAAAAUGAAGUGACAACUUAUGAUAAAUACAUGACUAAUAAACUUGAAACAGUUAUUAGCACAUUAAAUAGUAAAAUUGGCUCCGGGCGUGCUGGGCUUGUGGAGUCUGUCGGCGCGGUGAAGGAGUGGUUGGAGGGGUAUGAAGGUAUGGUAAGUGAGAAAAUAAAUGAAGUGAAACAUCCCAUUGAAAGUAUCAAAGAUGAAAUAAAACGUCACAAAAAUAAAAUACGAGAAGAAGAAGAAUUUCAUAUUUCCGAUCAAAUUUCUAACUGGACCGGACGUGCAGUUUGGUAUAUUGAGAAGGCGCAGAAAGCGAACACAGCUUUGGAAAAGAUAGACAAUCUACUGUUCGAUAAGUUAAACCAUAACGUUAAAUUAGUGUUGCAGGGUGUGACCAUUUUCUUGGAUGACGCCAUGAAUAAAGAUUUGGAGAAUAUCUAUAACACGACUGAAACACAAAUGAUGCAGGUGCUUGACGAGAUAUAUGAAAUUGUCGAGAAUAAGAACAAAGCCAUUCAAUGGUAUUUAAGAAAACAUUUUACCCAUUUGCAUGAAAAGUUUAAGAAAUUCAACGCCGAAAAAUUGGGGUUAUUAAAAAAUGUUAUCAAUGAAGAUAUUGGCCGUGCUUUCGGAUUGAUUAACUCCGCUUUUGAGGGUGUCCAAAGUAGUUAUAAGAGUCAGAUAUUUGAGCAAGUCAGUCAACUUAGAGAGGCUUCGGAGAGUCUGAACAUUGCGUUUACUCACACUCACAGCGCGAUCAACCAGACUCUACAGAUAGUGUAUGAUGACAUCGAGAGGCUUGAGACUCUGGAGGGUAUUGAAAAGAUCAGCAGUGAUACAUCCAUACUCCGAGGCAUUGCAGAUGGCGUAGCAUUCGAUGAGCUUGUAUCAUAUUUCAACCAACUGGACUCCAAAAUUAUGAAACCUUUAAAGACGGCUAUUGAAGAAAUUGGGAAGGCAUUGCAUAACAUUUUUCCAUAUGCCGUUGAAAAAUUGCAUCUGAACGAACCACUGACGAAUCUUCAAGAAGUAGGCAAAAAUGCGGGAUCCAUUCCCGAUCUUAACAAUCUGCAGGCCCAACUUCAUAAGUAUCUUGGUGUUUAUGUCGACGGUUUAAAAGGUGCGAAACCUACAUUCUCUACUGUGUCUGAAAUCGAGAAGAUUAUCGAAAAAAUUGGUAGAACUGAUACCACCACCCUCGAAGGAAACGAACUCCAAUCACUCCUUACCUUCCUAGCCGACAUCCCCAAAGCUGUCUCGUCGCAUUCCAAAGAUUUAGUUACGGCAAUCACAGGAGCCAUUGAAACUAAAGUCACUGACGAGAUUGGUGACAUAGCUGGGGCUAUUAAGGAAAAAGUUCUCAGGUGUCAAAAUCAUUUGAAGAUGCAAGAUGUAACAAAUCAUGGUCUUCAAGGUAUCCCGAAUUCUGUGGUAGGCUUCGAAAAACUGGUCAACGACUUAAAGCACAAAAUUGAUGAUGCGCUUGAGGAAUUGAAGGUGAACGUUGGAACAUCUAAUGACCAAUUAGAGGGACUUACGGUAUACGGUAAAUUGAACGAAUUGAAAAAUACCAUUGCAGGGCUUCGUCAAAAAGUAAACAUAGUUAAGGAGAAUGUCGACAGCGUACAGACUGAGCUUGCCACUUGUAUAUUAGAUGCUGAAAAACUUGUCACAGAACUGCCUAAAGGUGUCAAAAUGCUCAUUAAUAACGUCCGUGAUGAAAUAUUUGCAAAAAUGACAGUAGCAUUCCGGAAUAUUCAACAAGCAGCCAAAGACCUCUACACUGCGCGAAAGACACAGGAAGUCGCCGCCCUGCAGAAAAUUGUUGACGACCAAAUCACUGAGAUUGAUGACAUCAUCACAAAAAAUACAAAAAACAAUUUCAAGGGUUUCCUGGCAAAAAUCAAUAGCUCAUUCGUGAUUCAUAUUAAUCACUAUGCAACACACUUAUCACCUUCAGGCCCCAAACCAUCUGAACUAACAGUUCACCAAAAGUCAUUAGAAGCGUUUGCUGCGUCAAUUAGCCUCCGUUUUACCGAAUUCAUCGUCGAGUUGAGAAACCAAAAUGACUUCAAAAAAGUUAACAGUGCUUUCGAGCCUUACCGUUUGGCACUCAAGCAUAUGCUAGACAAACUCAGUAACUCCCAACACUUCGACCACACCUUUAACACCAACCUAAAUGACCUCCGAAACGCCCUUAACAACUUCGCUCCCAAAAAGUUUGGUGACCCCUCCCCCCUCCUCGCCCCCCUCAAGGCCGGCCUCUCCAAAUUCACCGAGCAACUCGGCCACGCGUACGUGAACAGGUACUCGGGGGUGAAGAUGGGUAAAUUGCUUGAAGUUAAACCUUCAUCUAAGAAUCAAAACGUUGCUAAAAAUCCACCUUCUGCCUCCUCCACCCCUGAUUACGAUUUAACCCCUGAGGGCCGCAACUGCGCCAAGGUCUGCCUGACGAUAGUGGAGAUGGUGAUGGAUGGGUUGACUGACCUAAGCAAGAAAUGUGAAGUACAAUGGAGUACUAAAGAAAUACAUCGUAUUAGUGGUCUCGGUACAUUUUUAGCGAAUUGUGGUUACGUUGUUUCCAAUAGCGAUAAGCAAGACGGUGAACUGCAGCGCAGUGACAAGAUGACAGGAAAUCAGAUACGACUGAAACUUAAGAAGCAAAAAUUCACCAAGGAUGCAGAAGUUAGCCAUCUCCUUGAAUGUGAAACAAAUAAAUAUCCAGAUGGUAAACAAAUUAAAACUCUCGAGUUUGAUUUCUUCGACGUUCUCAAGUGCCUCCAUUGCCACCUGGAAACGUACUAUACUCUCGGCCACAUGGCAUCUUUCACUGCCAAACGUAAUCCAUGUUCCGUGUACGAGAUGCUUGUUUGGUGCGCUGGCUUUAAUUACAGUUUGAUUUAUAAUACGUUUUUGCGCGAAGGUUUUACUGGUCUGAUGGAGAAGCCGAAGAAGAAGAUAAUACAGGCGAGCGACGACGGAUUGGAAUUGGAUGCUGAAUAUGACGAUUUGACAUCGUACUACGUGGACGUGUUCCCGAGUAAGAUCCGAUAUGGCCACAUAACCGCAGCCGUCGACCAUAUUUGCGCAACAUCGCAUGACGUGCUGACUCGCAUCAUCGGUCACGGUGAUGAAUACACAAUGUACGGCGUAGACUUCUGCAACAACUCGCUCAAGUUCAGAUAUCCGACGUCGGCUGAGGAAUGCCUUGACAUGUUCCUCGACAUCCUCCGCAGAUUGUUCCCGCCGCUCAAAUACCUGGAGACGCAGUGCAGCACCGCCGCGAGAGAGUACGGGUGGGCAGGUUGCCAUUAUGGCAAAGACGUACAGACAACCAACUGGCCCUGUAACGAACACUCUAGCACUAAAGUAACGUGCCAACCAAAUGGUCAAGCAAAGUGCGAACCAAAUUGCCAACCAAAAUCGCCUUUAAUGUCCUAUCUUAACGAUUGCUUACCUGGCCAUUUACCUCAUGCCCUGACUGACAUCGGCUGCAAAGCGAAAUGUACUACCUGCCCUAGAUCCACGCCUGGAAUGCCCUGUCUCACUCCCCUAGGAUUCCGAGGUUUCUCCGGGACCAAGCGUGAAGGCAGAGACAUAAGUGACGUGCUAGGCAAAUUCUUUGACAACGGCAACCUUAAGGUCCUAUUCAGCUUGCAAGCUAAAACUCCAUCUACGUUACCGGAACACUUCGGUUUUGCAUUAUCCUUUGUAAAAGGGUGGAGUGAUGUGACAGAUACACGAAAUCAUAGCAUUAAGCAGUCCAUUGAAGCAUCCAUCGCCGACCGGUCUAUUAAUCUAUAUGAGCCACCCAGCACGCUCACCGACAAACUGCGUGACGCAUAUGGUAGUAAGCAUAUUCCUCAUCUCAAUAAGCCACAUCUAUCUGUAUACGCUGACUUGUCAAGUCUUGCGGUAGCUAAACCAUGUUCGGUUAAGGAUGUCAACUGCGCUCCUUAUCUCUCAUCCCUAUGCAUCGAUUCAUAUCAUCACCUUGCAAAGAAACAAUCCAACACCUACCUCUCCUGGUCCAUCUACCUCCCGUGGACAUUCUGGGACCUACUCAACAAUCUCUACAACGCCUUCUGCUCCAUCAACUGCCAGGACUGGGGAUGCCGUGGAUGUCUUCGUGGUGAUAAGUGUAAGAAGGGGGAGCAUGGUGUUGUUGAUGAAGAUAAGCCAUCUGCCAUUUGUCAAUGCAGAUCCAUCGUUGACUGCAAGGGCGUCGCACCAACGCUCUACCAGUAUGGUUUCGUCUUUGGUGAAGCGUCGACGCUGAAUGACAAGGCAUCGCCGAAGACGUGUUCCGAUUUCUGUAGUCAGUUGAAGAAUGUGUUGCAUUCGAAAUAUUUCGAGAGAUUGUUCGAAGAGUGUGACAACUUCCUGUGGAAGAUCCGUGAACCAUUCUCCUACCUUGUCCUUGCCCUCUGGCUUUUCUCCUUCCUGUACCUCCUCCACAUCAUGGUCAUCCGCCUCGACCUCCUCCACAUCAAAUCGCAUCUACAUAGUCCCUCAUCACAUCGCAUCGCCGCUCAAUCACUACUCGCCGCCGCACGUGUUAACAAGCUUAACAGAGUGUUUUAUCUGCAACCAUAA